Molecule: messenger RNA, 3446 nt
Organism: Amphibalanus amphitrite
Lineage: Eukaryota; Metazoa; Arthropoda; Thecostraca; Balanomorpha; Balanidae
Product: protein FAM102A-like
Exons: 8
Coding region: 141-1100 (319 amino acids)
Source: RefSeq, a predicted model, not a curated record
AUUUCGUGCUUCAUGUCGCAGUGGAUGAGAUCCAAAACGGCGUCAUUCGUGAGGCGGCUGUCGUGAGGGCUUACACCAACACAGUGCAGUUCAUCAGUCAGGAACUGUUGUUUUAAAAUCCAGCAACCAUUCAAGCAACAAUGAAUAUUAUGUCCAAAAAGAAGAAGUACAAGUUCCAGGUGGACCUUGAAGUGGAGGAGCUGACGGCAGUGCCAUUUGUUAGUGCCGUACUCUUCUGCAAAGUGCAUCUACUGGAUGGUGGGAAGUUCAUGGAUCACUCUACCAGGGAGGAGGUGCACGACCACAUGGUCAAGUGGAACGCGCGGAUGUCGUUCACGGCCAAGAUGACGGCGCCCUGCAGCACGGGAGUGCUCGACUCGUGCGUCUGCCGGGUCUCCGUCAGAAAGGAGGCCAAGGGCGGUCGCUCGUACCAGAAGCUCGGUUUCGCCGACAUCGACCUGGCUGAGUUUGCCGGCGGCGUGGGCCAGUGUCGGCGCUACCUGCUGCAGGGGUACGACCUGCGACACCGGCAAGACAAUAGCAUGCUGAAGGUGGUGCUGUCGACCACGCUGCUCAGUGGCGACCCAUGCUUCAGGACGCUAACUCCGCGAUCAGCUCAUCACCUACCCGGCGAGGCGGGUGACCUAGCAUCAGAAGCAUCCACCCCGGGGGAGGCGGGCCGCGCGCCACCGUCCGACCAGGCCAGAGGUGACGGAGCGGGCAUUGUGACCGAUCUGGAGACUACCUCGGAGGCUGGCCUGCCGGGCCACUCACGGAACUCGAGCAGCCAGUCGGGGUACGGAAGCCUGGCCUCGCAGCCUUCCCAUAGCCGGCAGAGCAGCGGCUCCGAGCUGGGACACCUCAGGAACGCCAGUAGCGGCUCGGCAUUCUCCGACUACAACUCGAUGGAGCGGCCGGCGACCAGCGAGCGGCGCAAGAAAGAGGCGGCGGCCAGCUGCCGGUUCGACGCGACCCGGGUCAACCCAGAGGACGUCAUUAACGACCUGCUACAGAACACCGACCUCAACUCGGACCACGCAGAAGCGUCAUCCGGCCUGCAGCUGUUCGUGGCGCGGGACGGCAGCACCACGCUCAGCUAGGGACGCCGGUGCCGCCCGCUCUCAGAGCCCAUCUAGUCGUGUACGGCGCGCCGGCCGGCCGUGGCCAGUGAGGAGACAGGGGCAGCUGCGGCUCCGCCCGGUGGUGGGUGGGCGAGGACGGGUCGGUGAUCGUCCUUACCAUCGCCGGGAUGGAGUCGAACCGCCAGCGAGAUGCCGCGAGCUCGGGAAGACACGCCGGGCCGCUCAUCGUAGUAUAUUGGCAUAUAUCAUCACAAGAUCACACAUCAUAUCGGGUCCAGCCUGACGCACGUCAUACAUCUUGGCGUCCUGGACAAAGCGUCACUCGCGUGCUCGCGCGAUGGCGGUGACGUGAAAGAGCGUCACACCUUUCCCGGCGGACGCUCGGCGCGCGUCUCGCAAUCCUGCCCCGUCUUCGAGACGAUAGUUUUCCAUUUUGCUGCUCUUGUCUACGCUAUUUUAUCCAUUUAUCAAUGGCAUUUGUCCGUGCUUAGUGUGCCUGCGAGGCCUGUGUACAGAUUCGAGGCAUUUACACGCAUUACGGUGGGGCCAUCGGUGCACGCGCCCGACGCAUCGUCUAGCGCCUGCCAUCAGUGGUCACUGUCGCUUCCGAAUGUCAACUCCGUGCCAAAGACGGUGAGUAUGCAGUGUACGCGGAUUGCGCCGCUUCGUGCCGACUGUCUCGUCGUACCGUCUCGCCCCCAAUUGUUGUGUAUAUGUUGCAGGCACUUUAGAAAAUCAGUCAUUUUGUAAAAUGCCUAGGCAUUUUACAAAAAGACGGCUGUUUGAAAAAUGGCUGAACGCAACCAGGCUUUUUUCAAAAUGGCUAGCCAUUUUACAAAAUGACUAGGCAUUUUGCAAAAUGCCUGACCAGCAUGGAACGUAGAUCCCACUACAGAUACUAUGGCUGACAGUUUUUGGACGUCUUCCUAUACCCUAUAGGUAUGUGUUCAGCCUGUAGCUGAUCGAUUUGAUGCUCUGUGAUGACGACAAUGCUGAGUAACGACCAGGUUGAGUUGCAGACUCGGCUGUAGCAUAAAGCAUUGUUUAGUUAACGCUGUAAAAACUCCCAAGUACAUCAACGCCGUUCAUGUUCUGCCUGAAACUAGACCUAACAAAACCAGCCGGAGACCGGCCCUAGUCAAUAGGCAGGCCCGGUUGGUGUACAAUUACAUGUAAACGAAUGAGUGUAGUCUUUGUUUGAUUGUGUCUUUGUUUGACAGCUUUGAGUACCUACUUGCAUGGUCUCAGUUAAAAAUAUCAAGCUCCACAUCGGGAGAAUCAUCAGGUCGCUUGGCGUAGGACAAGAGCGUUGGUUUCAGAAGACACUAACGCCUAAGUGUGUGGGAUCGAAUCCUCGCGACCUCUAAUGGUUUUACAGAUACAGGCCGGCAUAGGGCCAGUCGUUUGUUGACGCUCCAGAUUAGAGCACUUCAUGGGCCGGAUAAAUCCGUUAUCCACGGAUAAAUCCGCGGACCGGAUAGGAUUGGAUUCUAAAUUUGUUAAAAAAGAACGGAUAUAGGCGGGCCGGAUUUGGGAAUUGAAGGUUGAACCCGGAUCAAAACGGAUCAAAAUUUUAACAUUAAAAAAAAUUAACAAAAUUUUAACAAUUUUAACAUAACCUUGUUUACCAAUGUGGUGAUUUUCAUGUGGUUUUAGGUUUAUAAGCAUGGUUUUUGGAACCAUGAUGGUCUGUGAGAUGUAUGGCUGUCUGGUCCCUUAGAUUGAAUUUGUUAGUCCAGUUUUGGGUGAAACCAGUUAUUGGUGAAACGGAUUGUUACGGAUAUUUUUUGGAAGUUUGGCUGCAAUACGGGCCAUGGGUGGGCCGGAUUCUGAUAUUCAAAGAAAGGCGGAUAAUGGGCGGAUCUGGAUAUGACUUGCCGGAUAUGGGCCGGGCCGGAUCCUAAAAAGCCUAUCCGUGAAGUGCUCUACUCCAGAUCGAUCAUUUUAAAUCCAGCAGCGUCGCUGACGUGGGGGUUGGAAAUGUCGCGGGCCUGCACUUCUCAAAAUAGAGAGAGGUAGGUAUGGACUUCCCACUGCUGGACUCCUCUGGUCAUAAUGCUGGACUCCUCGGUCCACCUACACGCUACCAAAACGUAUAUAAUUAGGUACUCGUAUCUACAACACGCUGCUCAGUCAUUUUGUAAAAUGGCUAGGUAUUUUGUAAAAUGCCUAGGCAUUUUGCAAAAUGACUGGAGAGUCAGUCAUUUUGUAAAAUGCCUAGGCUUUUUGCAAAAAGCCUGGAAAAUCAGGCAUUUUGCAAAAUGCCUAGGCAUUUUACAAAAUGACUGAUUUUCUAAAGUGCCUGCAACAUAUAUAUCACACAUGUCGCGUGCUGCCGUACAAUAUACUCGCACGCGCGACAGA